AUGGCCACCGAACUUUGCCCCGUCUAUGCGCCCUUCUUUGGCGCGCUGGGCUGCACCUCCGCUAUCGUCUUCACCUGCUUCGGUGCCGCAUAUGGAACCGCUAAGGCCGGUGUCGGAGUUUGCUCCAUGGCCGUCCUCCGCCCCGAUCUGAUCGUUAAGAACAUUGUUCCCAUUGUCAUGGCUGGUAUCAUUGGUAUCUACGGUCUUGUCGUGUCGGUCCUGGUCGCCAACGACCUGACCCAGCAGCUCCCUCUUUACACUGGUUUCAUCCAGCUUGGUGCUGGUCUGUCUGUCGGUCUGGCUGGUCUGGCUGCAGGUUUCGCUAUUGGUAUUGUUGGUGACGCAGGUGUUCGUGGAACGGCUCAACAGCCUAGGCUCUAUGUCGGAAUGAUUUUGAUUCUCAUUUUCGCUGAAGUUUUGGGUCUGUACGGAUUGAUUGUUGCUCUUCUCAUGAACUCCCGCUCGAAAGCAAUCUGCUAA
Penicillium paradoxum is the source of this 480-nucleotide messenger RNA. Its product is annotated as H(+)-transporting V0 sector ATPase subunit c. Gene Ontology annotation, molecular function: proton-transporting ATPase activity, rotational mechanism. The record is from RefSeq and is a predicted model, not a curated record. NCBI's taxonomy places the organism in Eukaryota, Fungi, Ascomycota, Eurotiomycetes, Eurotiales, Aspergillaceae. Bases 1 to 480 code for a protein of 159 amino acids. Gene Ontology annotation, biological process: proton transmembrane transport. Gene Ontology annotation, cellular component: proton-transporting V-type ATPase, V0 domain. The transcript is spliced from 6 exons.